UACUGUUGUGUGCGUUUGUUGUGAACUCGUGUGUGAAAUAAUAGCACUUAUCAUGUAUUCAGCAGUUUAGAAGACGGUAUAACACUUUGGUAGUUGAGAAGAUCACUGUGAGAGUGUCGGUUGCUUUCUGCUACGAUCGUGAGUUCUUUAAAUCGUUGGUAAAACGACUGGAAAAGUCUUCGUAAUUUUCCAGCUGUUCUGUUCAGGAGCUCAGUUCAAGGAUUCAAGAUGACAGCAAGGUCGUGACCCUGGAUGACCCAGUGACCUUGGCGGCUGCAGCGCUAUGUUCAUCACCAUCUGCUACCUGUAUCUCGGCUGGGCGAUACGUCGCCGCGAGCUACGCGACGACAUGGCGUGGCUGCAGCUCGUGCAGCGCCACCUGGCAAGAGGCAGCGUCGUAUUCAGGAGUCAGACCCUGCAGCAGGCGGUCAGUCGAUCCUCGUUCCUUGGAGCAGACGUUGAUGGCCGUGCAUCCGAGCAAACAUUGGUGAGACAGGGAUCGAGGUCGGUGCUGCUCCUCACACCCGAGCAACAAGUUAACAUCGACACGUGGACGCUGUUUUUGGAUCGUGAUCUACCCGUCAGAGUUCCCGUGUCGCGACACAAGACGCUCGUACUUGUGGAGGCUCGCCAGCGCCCCCUGGUGGCAGAUAGAGUGACAGCCAGUGUGGGAACGAAGCAGGGCAAGAUGUUGAAGUUAAGUGACAGUGCCGCGCCGCUCGCGUGGCAGGGUGGCGACCCCUAUGGGCUGCUGAUCGAACUAAGCAUCUCCGAGCUGUCAUCUCUUGGCCAGGCCUUCAUGCGGGGAUGCCUGAUGUUGGAGGAGGAGCUCGAAGUCGUCAGAAUGAUGUCUGUAUCGUUCACGGGUCAACCUCAGCAGCUGCUUCACGACUCCCAGCUCUGCUCUGCGCCAGCGAGUCGUCGUCUGCACCUCUGCCGCCGCACUGCCGAGACGACGAUGGCGCCGCCCUCUGCGCCACCUACGUUGCCCAGAAAGUCCGCCGCGGCGAGGGACUCAGCGUCACUCGCCCCGCAUCCGCGUCACGGCCGCCGCUCCACUGCCGGCGCGAGGUCGCCCCGCGCCGCGGAUCCAGCGACCCCCGACCCCUGGAGCCUCCCGAGGGUCGCGUCGGUCGCGCGCAAGGUCUCGCAGAUCCUCGCCGACUUCCGGCGUCGCACGAGCGGCGACGAGGUGAACGGCGGCGCCCCCUCGCGGCCCGUGUCCGCGCACGACUCGGAGACGAUGCACCAGGGCACCGAUAGUUCGCGCUACUGCGCGCCGAACUCGUCUAUGUACUUUGUCGACUCGGAGCUGGACUUUGCCAUCGCCUGGGGGCGCCACACGGACUCGGACUCGGAUCGGGGCGACGGCACGCCGCGCUUCCAACUCAGCUCUGCGCCGAGCAGCCGCGCGAGCCUCGUGACGGCGGCGCCCUCUCGUGGCAUCUCCGAGACGAACCUCGCGACGCUCAUCUCGCGCAAGCUGGAGCCGCCUCUGCCGCCGGCGUCCGACGAACCGACGGGCCACCAGGGGGAACCGGCGGAUGACGGGGAGUUUGCGUUGCGCGACCAGUGA
Messenger RNA from Priapulus caudatus, 1576 nucleotides. RefSeq lists its product as uncharacterized. The coding region runs from base 284 to 1576 and encodes 430 amino acids. The transcript is spliced from 8 exons. Lineage: Eukaryota; Metazoa; Priapulida; Priapulimorpha; Priapulimorphida; Priapulidae. The record is from RefSeq and is a predicted model, not a curated record.